AUGUAAUAAAUUUGUGACUUUCAUUUACGUUUCAUAAAAUAAGUCUGUUGUGAAAAUCAAUGUUCAUCAAAACUUCUUUGUGAUGAAUGUAUAAAAUCAAACAAUGAUCAUGCAGGUCAUAGGUUAGUUGAUUUAUAACAGUUUAUGAAUUUAGCAGAAUAGUUUUUAAAAGGAGGAUAGUACAUAUAUUAAUUAUAAAUUCAUAGUCCAGAAGUUGUAUUAUAUGGUGCUGAUUUAAAUACUAAAACUAAGAUUUAUGUUUCAAACACUCAAGAUAUUAAGUAAGAAAUGUAAGCUUAGUAUGUUAAAAUUCUGGAAGAUUAGAUUUAAAAAUAUAUAAAUCAAUUAGUUGAUGGAAUCAAAUAAGGUAAAAAAAUGAUUAUAGAUUUUGUGAAUUCAAUUAUAGAAGAGAGUUUUUCUUCAGCAGUUUUAAAGUAUUACUUUAUCGAAUUAUAGUAAUCGAGAAUGUAGUCAUAUGAUUAUUAAAGGUGUUUUAUAGGCAUUUGAGUAAAAGAUAUCAACAAAAGAUGGAAAUAAUUUAUUAUAUAGAUUGCAUACAGGAUAAUUAGAAAAAGAUUAUUAUGAAAAGAAAGUAAAAGAUUUUUAAUUUAUAUUUAGAUACAAGGUUUAGUAGAAUUGUUUCAAACUCAUUUAUAAUAAAUUUUAGAACCAUUAGGUAAUUAAGUGGAGAAUUAUGCAAAAUAAUUUCUAUAGUAAAUGGAAAAAGUUAAAGUUUCUGUUAAAAAUGAACAUUUUAAUAUGAAUAGGACAAAUAUGCUUGCAAAAUAAUUUAAAAUUAAAGAUAUGGUAAUUGAUUAAAACCUUUAAUUAAAAGUUGAAUAGCCAAAUUAUAUUUCAAGAAAACAUAAUGUAUCAUUACCACCACCUCUACAAAAUGAAAGUGAAUAUUAGAAUAUAUUUAAACUUAAAACUGCUAGAAUUCCUAAAUAAAGGAAAUUAGAAUUACUUAAAUCUUUAGACUUUAUGCAUCAUACAGCAAGAAGUGAUUCAAAUAUGUAAACAAUUUCAUAAAUCACUCCCUAAAAAGCUAAAUUAGAUAAUGCUGGAUAAGAUCUUAAACGAAUUAUGGUUGUUAAUUCAAUUCAUUAAAAUCUUCUUGAUGUCAUUAGCAUAUAAGGUAACAUAUGUAUGACAUCUGGAAAAGAAGGCACAUUGAAUCUAUUUACUAUAUAAAUUGAAGGAACUGAUAUUUCUAUAAUAAAUCAACAUUAAAUUAAACCCCAUCAAGAAUUAAGAGAUGUAGAAGUAUGUUAAACUCCAGGAAUGUUUCUUACAGUUGGAAGAAACAUCAAAGUAACAAAUGAGAAAUAUGUUGAUUUGGGAUAUAUUGUGAAAUUAUUUCUAUUUCAAGAUAUUAAAGACAUUGAAUUAUUGACUGAAUUUAGAGAUCUUCAUAAUUAACCUAUUGAAAAAUUGAAAUUUAUCAAUGAAAAUUAUAUCAGAACAAGAAUAGAAUAUUCAAAAUUUAGUAAUGAAUUAGAAUUUGCAUCUCAAACAAUUGACACAAUCAAAGUAUGGAAAUUUUCAUUUGAUAGUUCAAAAAUAUAUGAAGGUGAAAUGUAAGAAAUGUAUAAAAUAGAGGUUAAAUAAUAAAUUAUUAAAUGUAUUGAAUUUUCUAAUGAUUUCUUAAUUUUAACAACCAAAUAGAAUUAUUCCAUAUAUCAUAAGACUACUUUAAUUAAAUAAUAAGUUUAAGGGAAAGAUUUUAUUGUAAAAUCUAAGGUUAUUAAUAAUAAUAGAGUUAUGAUAUUAAGUAACUAAGGAGUUAUAACAAUAUUGGAUAUGUUGAAGAUUAAAAAUAAUGAGAAAUCAUUUGAACCUCAAAAAAUAGUAAUAUAUAUUUAUAAUUAAUCAAUUUUAGAAUAUUAAAAAAUAUUUGAGAUUGAUCCUAUUUGAAAAAGAAGAAAAAGAAGUCGAAUUUAUAGAUUGCAUAUAAAUUAAUUAAAAAUUCCUUGUAUUUAUGCAUAGUACAGUUUAUGAUUAUUUUCUUACAUUAAAUAAAAACUUUGAAGUAAUAAUUACUUUUACAAAUUUAGGUAGAAAAUAGAUACAGAUACCCACCAUCUGAGAUAAGAUUAUUAAAAUGCUUAGAAUUCGAUAAAUACAAUCUAAUCAUAAGUGUUGAAAGUAAAAAUGACUUCGGGAUUUGGAACAUUGUUUUAAAAUGA
Molecule: messenger RNA, 2189 nt
Organism: Paramecium pentaurelia
Lineage: Eukaryota; Ciliophora; Oligohymenophorea; Peniculida; Parameciidae
Source: the annotation of a GenBank genome assembly